UCUGAAUGCUGUUUUAUCGCGGGAUUUCAAGCAUCAGGCCCGCAGCCAUCGCCAAUAACAAUUUUGAGGUAUAGUUCUCCGGUGACGGAUCCAUGAUGAGCUAUGCAGAAAAGCCAGAAGACAUCACGAAAGAGGAAUGGAUGGAGAAACUAAACAAUGUGCACAUUCAGAGAGCAGAUAUGAACCGCCUCAUCAUGAACUAUUUAGUAACUGAGGGAUUUAAGGAGGCUGCAGAGAAGUUCCGGAUAGAGUCUGGCAUUGAGCCCAGUGUGGAUCUGGACUCACUGGACGAGAGGAUAAAGAUCAGAGAGAUGAUUCUGAAAGGUCAGAUACAGGAAGCUAUCUCUCUCAUUAACAGUCUUCAUCCAGAGCUUUUGGACACCAACCGAUACUUGUACUUUCACCUUCAGCAGCAGCAUUUGAUCGAGCUGAUUCGUCUGAGAGAGACGGAGGCUGCACUCGAGUUUGCACAAUCACAACUGGCUGAACAGGGCGAAGAGAGCAGGGAAUGUCUAACUGAGAUGGAGAGAACUCUGGCCCUGCUCGCUUUCGACAACCCUGAGGAGUCACCUUUCGGAGACCUACUUAACAUGAUGCAGCGGCAGAAGGUUUGGAGUGAGGUGAAUCAGGCGGUACUAGACUACGAGAACAGAGAGUCAACGCCAAAACUGGCAAAACUGCUGAAGCUGUUGUUAUGGGCACAGAAUGAACUGGACCAGAAAAAAGUCAAAUAUCCUAAAAUGACAGACCUCAGUAAGGGUACAAUUGAAGACCCAAAGUAAAAAAACAAAACAAAAAAAAAACUGUCAACACCAUGGACAUUAUACUGUUUUGCCACUAUUUAUAAACAGUCAGUGACUGGAACAAAAAUAAAUAAAUAUAUAAUCGUAUAUAUGAAUACAUUUUUCCACUAACUUAACUAUAUAAUGUAUUAUUUUUCAGAGAAGAUAUGCUUAUUAAACAGUAGAUAUA
Molecule: messenger RNA, 972 nt
Organism: Trichomycterus rosablanca
Lineage: Eukaryota; Metazoa; Chordata; Actinopteri; Siluriformes; Trichomycteridae
Gene: gid8a
Product: GID complex subunit 8 homolog a (S. cerevisiae)
Exons: 5
Coding region: 93-782 (229 amino acids)
Biological process (GO): proteasome-mediated ubiquitin-dependent protein catabolic process; positive regulation of canonical Wnt signaling pathway
Cellular component (GO): nucleus; cytoplasm
Molecular function (GO): protein binding
Source: RefSeq, a predicted model, not a curated record